GGACCCGCCGGCGGAGGCGGGCUCUCCGCGGCCGCGGUCGCCGCGCUCUCCGCUCGCCGCGGGCCGGCGCUCCGAUCAUGUCCUGGUGGCGUGCGGCGCUGUCGGGGACGCGGCUGAUCCGGCGCGGGAGCGGCUCGGCGCGCCAGCUCGGCCGGGCGGCCGGAGCUGCGGCCUCCGGGAUGGGGAACAGCACAUCAUCAUCUUUGGGGACGUCAGCAACUGCUCCUGUGAAUCAGAUUCAAGAAACAAUUUCUGAUAAUUGUGUGGUGAUUUUCUCAAAAACAUCUUGUUCUUACUGUACGAUGGCGAAAAAACUUUUCCAUGACAUGAAUGUUAACUAUAAAGUGGUGGAAUUGGACAUGCUUGAACAUGGAAGUCAAUUUCAAGAUGCUCUCUACAAAAUGACCGGUGAAAGAACCGUACCAAGAAUAUUUGUCAAUGGAACUUUUAUUGGAGGUGCAACUGACACUCAUAGGCUUCACAAAGAAGGGAAACUGCUUCCACUAGUUCAUCAGUGUUAUUUAAAAAAAAGUAAGAGGAAAGAGUUUCAGUGAUGUAGGUGCUCAUAAUGUUGCUAGUAAAAUGUUAGUGAUUUAAAAUGAUCAUGCCUGAUAAUGCCUUUUAAAUGUUUGAGGAUGUUUUAAAAAUGUAAAUUAUCUUUAUGGGAAAGUUCUAAAACUAAUGAGCAAUAAAUUCCUGUGGAAAUCUCU
This is a messenger RNA of Herpailurus yagouaroundi (jaguarundi), 710 nucleotides long. RefSeq names its product glutaredoxin 2 (gene GLRX2). Lineage: Eukaryota; Metazoa; Chordata; Mammalia; Carnivora; Felidae. The record is from RefSeq and is a predicted model, not a curated record. Gene Ontology annotation, molecular function: protein-disulfide reductase activity. The transcript has 4 exons. Gene Ontology annotation, cellular component: mitochondrion. The coding region runs from base 78 to 554 and encodes 158 amino acids.